This is a messenger RNA of Torulaspora delbrueckii, 2280 nucleotides long. It is a transcript of the gene SEC18, whose product is annotated as AAA family ATPase SEC18. Gene Ontology annotation, molecular function: ATP hydrolysis activity; ATP binding. Gene Ontology annotation, cellular component: Golgi stack. The record is from RefSeq and is a predicted model, not a curated record. Lineage: Eukaryota; Fungi; Ascomycota; Saccharomycetes; Saccharomycetales; Saccharomycetaceae. The transcript has a single exon. Gene Ontology annotation, biological process: SNARE complex disassembly; Golgi to plasma membrane protein transport; intra-Golgi vesicle-mediated transport. Bases 1 to 2280 code for a protein of 759 amino acids.
AUGGAUAAGUUCAAGUUGCCCUCGUUCGGUAAAGCUACGCAUCAUAGUCCGCCAGAUAUGAGCAAUGUGGACCCGCAACCCAGACAGUUGUACGUCGCUAAUUGUCCUAACAACUCAUACGCACUGGCCAAUGUUGCUGCAGUGUCUCCACAGGAUUUCCCAGAUAAUAUUUACAUCCUAGUGGAUAACUUGUUCGUCUUUACCACCAGACACUCAAGUGAGUUGGCAGCAGGAACAAUUGGUUUCAACGGUAACCAACGUACCUGGGGUGGUUGGUCUUUAAACCAAGAGGUUCAGGCUAGAGCUUUUGAUCUUUUCAAGUACUCGGGAAAACAUUCUUACUUGGGGUCGCUGGAUGUGGAUAUUUCAUUCAGAUCAAGAGGGAAAGCAGUCAAUGCUCCAUUUGACCAGGAUGAAUUAGCAUUACAUUUUGCCAAGUGUUUUGAGUCACAGAUUUUCUCACCUACACAGUACCUGAUUUUCGAGUUCAAAGGCCAUAUAUUCGACCUGAAAGUAAGAAAUCUUCAAACAAUUGACCUAGGGGACAUUGAACCCGUCUCACCCGUGUCGUCUAGUAUCGAAGCAAAAGGCAUUCUUACAAAACAAACUCAGAUCAAUUUCUUCAAAGGUAGAGAUGGUUUAGUAAAUUUAAAGUCUUCAAAUUCCUUGAGACCAAGGUCAGAUGCCGUUAUCAGGUCAGACUUCAAGUUUGAAGACCUCGGGGUUGGUGGUCUUGAUAAGGAAUUCACCAAAAUUUUCAGAAGAGCUUUUGCUAGUAGAAUUUUUCCACCAGCCGUCAUUGAGAAGUUGGGUAUUUCACACGUCAAGGGUUUGCUGUUAUUUGGUCCGCCCGGUACUGGUAAGACAUUGAUCGCCAGAAAAAUCGGUACAAUGCUUAAUGCUAAAGAACCUAAAAUUGUCAAUGGUCCCGAAAUCCUAAGUAAGUAUGUGGGUUCUUCUGAGGAGAAUAUUCGUAAUCUGUUCAAGGAUGCCGAAACUGAGUACAGAGCUAAAGGUGAGGAAUCUUCAUUACAUAUCAUCAUUUUCGAUGAAUUAGACUCUGUUUUCAAACAAAGAGGUUCUCGUGGUGAUGGUACAGGUGUUGGUGAUAACGUUGUUAACCAACUUUUGGCCAAGAUGGAUGGUGUGGAUCAAUUAAACAACAUUCUAGUGAUAGGUAUGACAAACAGAAAAGAUCUGAUUGAUAGUGCCCUACUGCGUCCCGGCAGAUUCGAGGUUCAAGUGGAGAUUCAUCUGCCUGACGAGAAGGGUAGACUACAGAUUUUUGACAUUCAAACUAAGAAGAUGCGUGAAAAUAAGAUGAUGGAUAAAGAUGUUGAUUUGGCAGAGCUAGCUGCCUUGUCAAAGAACUUUUCCGGUGCUGAAAUUGAAGGUCUGGUGAAAAGUGCAAGUUCUUUUGCGAUAAACAAGACAGUUAACAUCGGGAAAGGUGCAACGAAGCUGAAUCAAAAGGAUAUUGCUAAACUUAGAGUGACUCGUGAAGAUUUCUUGAAUGCACUGCAAGAAGUUACACCUGCAUUUGGUAUUAGUGAGGAGGACCUAAAGACGUGUGUAGAAGGUGGUAUGUUCAGAUACUCUGAGCGAGUGGAUGCCAUUCUGAAGAACGGUGGUCGUUAUGUUCGUCAAGUGCGCGAAAGCGAGAAAUCCAGACUUGUUUCCUUACUUCUCCACGGUCCGUCUGGAUCAGGUAAAACUGCCUUGGCAGCUGCAAUUGCACUAAAAUCAGAAUUUCCUUUCAUCAGACUAAUCUCUCCGACGGAACUUUCUGGUAUGUCUGAAAGUGCCAAGAUCGCGUAUAUCGAUAACACUUUCAGAGACGCUUACAAGUCUCCACUGAAUAUCUUGGUCAUCGAUUCGAUAGAGACCCUUGUCGAUUGGGUUCCAAUUGGUCCAAGAUUCUCCAACAACAUUUUACAAGUGUUAAAAGUUGCACUCAAACGUAAGCCACCUCAGGAUCGUCGUCUGUUACUGAUGACCACCACUUCAGCAUAUAGCGUGCUCCAGCAAAUGGAUAUACUAAGUUGCUUCGACAGUGAAAUCGCAGUGCCAAACAUGACUAACCUUGACGAGUUUAACAACGUAAUGAUCGAGUCGAACUUCCUGGACGACGAAGGCAGAGUCAGAGUAAUAAAGGAAAUGUCAGAAGUGUGCCCUAAAUUCAACAUUGGUAUCAAGAAGGUCUUGACCAACAUAGAGACUGCCAGGCACGAUGACGAUCCCGUUAGUGAAAUUGUAGAAUUAAUGGCGCAAUCGGCUUAG